GCUGCAUGCUUAUUUUGUACAGUAAUGUACAUUUAUAUUGGAGAGGCCAGAACUGUGAGACAUAAGAGAGCUUUAUGGAACCUAGCAUAUCAAUUAACAUAUCAUUUUGGAGCAGGUCAAGCUGCUUCACUUUUAGACUACGGUUGUUUUUGUGGAUGGUAUGGUGAAAGCACCCAACUAGAUGGCGUGGAUCAGUGUUGUAAAGACCACGACGAUUGCUAUGGUUGUGAAGAUGCAUGUUGGCCUAAGACUUGGCCUUAUGCAUAUGAUCUCCAGAACAAAACAGUCAACUGUCAAGAUAGUCGCAAUUCCUGUAAGGGGAGAGUAUGUAAGUGUGACAAAACAUUUGUGGACUGCCUGUAUAACAAAGAACUGAAUCCGGAAUAUUACAAUGUAGACAAAGAUACAUAUUGUGAUGAUGAUAAAUAAUAAAUGU
Molecule: messenger RNA, 436 nt
Organism: Mytilus californianus (California mussel)
Lineage: Eukaryota; Metazoa; Mollusca; Bivalvia; Mytilida; Mytilidae
Product: basic phospholipase A2 PA-9C-like
Exons: 4
Coding region: 25-429 (134 amino acids)
Biological process (GO): lipid catabolic process; phospholipid metabolic process; arachidonate secretion
Molecular function (GO): A2-type glycerophospholipase activity; calcium ion binding
Source: RefSeq, a predicted model, not a curated record